GCGCUACUCUGUGGCAUCUCGGGUUCCCUCUAGCCGCACUCUGGAGGCCUACACUCGUUUUCUUUUGGCCGUGAGAGGCCUCGCAGCCUUCGCUGAGCUGGGAGAAAGAUGGCGGCAGCCGUGCGACAGGAUUUGGCCCAGCUCAUGAAUUCGAGCGGCUCUCAUAAAGAUCUGGCGGGCAAGUAUCGUCAGAUACUGGAAAAAGCCAUUCAGUUAUCUGGGGCAGAACAGCUAGAAGCUUUGAAAGCUUUUGUGGAAGCAAUGGUAAAUGAGAAUGUCAGCCUCGUGAUCUCUCGCCAGUUGCUGACUGAUUUCUGCACACAUCUCCCUAACCUACCUGAUAGCACAGCCAAAGAAAUCUAUCAUUUCACCUUGGAAAAGAUCCAGCCUAGAGUCAUUUCAUUUGAGGAGCAGGUUGCUUCCAUAAGACAGCAUCUUGCAUCCAUAUAUGAAAAAGAAGAAGAUUGGAGAAAUGCAGCCCAAGUGUUGGUGGGAAUUCCUUUGGAAACAGGACAAAAACAGUACAAUGUAGAUUAUAAACUGGAGACAUACCUGAAGAUUGCUAGGCUAUAUCUGGAGGAUGAUGAUCCAGUCCAGGCAGAGGCUUACAUAAAUCGGGCAUCAUUGCUUCAGAAUGAAUCAACCAAUGAGCAGUUACAGAUACAUUAUAAGGUCUGCUAUGCACGUGUUCUUGAUUAUAGAAGAAAAUUCAUUGAAGCUGCACAAAGGUACAACGAGCUCUCUUACAAGACAAUAGUGCACGAAAGUGAAAGACUAGAGGCCUUAAAACAUGCUCUGCACUGUACCAUCUUAGCAUCAGCAGGACAGCAGCGUUCUCGGAUGCUUGCUACUCUUUUUAAGGAUGAAAGGUGCCAGCAACUUGCUGCUUAUGGAAUCCUCGAGAAAAUGUACCUAGAUAGGAUCAUCAGAGGAAAUCAACUUCAAGAAUUUGCUGCCAUGCUGAUGCCUCACCAGAAAGCAACUACAGCUGAUGGUUCUAGCAUCUUGGACAGAGCUGUUAUUGAACACAAUUUAUUGUCUGCAAGCAAAUUAUAUAAUAAUAUUACCUUUGAGGAACUUGGAGCCCUUUUAGAGAUUCCUGCAGCUAAGGCAGAAAAGAUAGCAUCGCAAAUGAUAACAGAAGGACGUAUGAAUGGAUUUAUUGAUCAGAUUGAUGGAAUAGUUCAUUUUGAAACACGAGAAGCCCUGCCAACAUGGGACAAACAGAUCCAAUCGCUUUGUUUCCAAGUGAAUAACCUUUUGGAGAAAAUCAGUCAGACAGCACCAGAAUGGACAGCACAAGCCAUGGAAGCCCAGAUGGCUCAGUGAAUCCUUGCAGACCUUGUGUGCACAUUACAUCUUUUUCCAUGUUGUACAGAUUAAUUUCACUAUCUCUCAAAAGCAUUUGCAUCAUGACCUUACAUAUUUCAAUCCCUUUUAUGCUGGAUUCAAUUUAAAGAAGACAUUAUUAGAGCAGGAAGUACAAGCAUUUAAAAAUAUGUAGUUCCCAUUUAUUCAGGGUCUCUGUAUCAGGCUAACUCAGAUGUUUUGAAAGCUUUUUCUUUAAACAGAGUAAGUGAAGUAUCUGUGGCUAAAAAGUUUGGGAUUUGUGAUAACUUUGUAGUUAUGUAAAACUUAAGUGCUUUGUGCCUCUCCACAUGUGGUUAUCUAAUAAAUGGAGAAGUGAGCCAAAUAAAAGUAGUACUUUGUUUUUAAUUAGUGAA
Molecule: messenger RNA, 1724 nt
Organism: Globicephala melas (long-finned pilot whale)
Lineage: Eukaryota; Metazoa; Chordata; Mammalia; Artiodactyla; Delphinidae
Gene: COPS4
Product: COP9 signalosome subunit 4
Cellular component (GO): cytosol; COP9 signalosome
Source: RefSeq, a predicted model, not a curated record